Messenger RNA from Rhododendron vialii, 2333 nucleotides. RefSeq names its product probable sulfate transporter 3.4. Gene Ontology annotation, cellular component: membrane. Gene Ontology annotation, biological process: transmembrane transport. Lineage: Eukaryota; Viridiplantae; Streptophyta; Magnoliopsida; Ericales; Ericaceae. The record is from RefSeq and is a predicted model, not a curated record. The transcript has 13 exons. Gene Ontology annotation, molecular function: secondary active sulfate transmembrane transporter activity. The coding region runs from base 91 to 2076 and encodes 661 amino acids.
CCAACAACUGCCUCCUAACUGAAGGCCUCUCUCUCUCACUCUCUCUCUUUCUCACUCUCUCUCUCUCAUACUUGGGGUGAUUUUGGAGAAAUGGGUAUAAACUCAAACAGGGUAGAACACUUCUCAGACGCUACAAACCACCAUGAAACAACGGUUACAAUUUGCAGUAGUACAGAAGCAAUGCCAAAUUUGGGAGUGCACAAAGUCUGUCUGCCACCCCACAAAACCACUCUCCAGAAACUCAGACACAGGCUGUCCGAGAUUUUCUUCCCGGAUGAUCCACUCCACAGAUUCAAGAACCAAACGUGGCUCAAGAAAUUCCUUCUGGGUCUGCAGUUUUUCUUCCCCGUCUUCCAGUGGGGGCCUAAUUACAGUCUCAAACUCCUGAGGUCUGAUGUCAUUUCUGGUCUCACCAUUGCCAGCCUCGCCAUCCCACAGGGGAUAAGUUAUGCAAAGCUUGCGAAUCUGCCGCCUAUAAUUGGGCUAUAUUCAAGUUUCGUGCCUCCAUUGAUAUACUCUGUCCUCGGGAGUUCGAGACACAUAGGAGUUGGUCCAGUCUCCAUAGCAUCUCUUGUCAUGGGCACCAUGCUUAGUGAAACUGUUUCGUAUGCCGACCAACCGAUUCUCUAUCUUCAGCUGGCUUUCACUGCUACUUUCUUUGCUGGUGUUUUUCAAGCCUCUUUGGGCCUACUAAGGCUAGGAUUUGUGAUUGAUUUUCUCUCAAAGGCCACCCUUGUUGGGUUCAUGGCCGGCGCAGCAGUAAUAGUAUCUUUGCAACAACUGAAAGGGCUACUUGGGAUUGUUCACUUCACUAGCAAGAUGGAAAUGGUCCCCGUUUUAUCCUCCGUUUUCAGCCACAAAAACGAGUGGUCAUGGCAAACUAUUGUCAUGGGGAUCAGUUUUCUGGUGUUUCUGUUAGCAACAAGGCAAAUAAGCAUGAGGAAACCAAAGCUUUUCUGGAUUUCAGCAGCUGCACCGUUGACGUCGGUUAUUCUUUCCACCCUCAUUGUCUACCUCCUCAGAUCCACGGCUCAUGGAAUUUCAACUAUUGGGCACUUGCCAAAGGGUCUGAAUCCACCUUCAUCAAACAUGCUGUAUUUUCAAGGCACUUAUUUGGGGGUUGCACUCAAAACUGGCAUCGUAACCGGAAUACUCGCUCUUACAGAAGGAAUUGCUGUUGGAAGGACAUUUGCUGCUUUGAAAAAUUACCAAGUUGAUGGUAACAAAGAAAUGAUGGCUAUUGGUCUUAUGAACAUGGCUGGUUCUUGCUCCUCGUGCUAUAUCACUACUGGAUCAUUUUCUCGAUCAGCUGUGAAUUACAAUGCUGGGGCGCAAACAAUCGUUUCAAACAUUGUAAUGUCAUCAGCAGUGCUUGUAACUCUUUUGUUCCUCAUGCCGCUGUUCACUUACACUCCAAAUUUCAUCUUGGCCGCCAUUAUCAUAACCGCUGUGAUUGGACUGAUCGAUUAUCAAGCUGUAUUUCGCUUGUGGAAAGUUGACAAGCUCGAUUUCUUGGCUUGCAUAUGUUCCUUUCUCGGUGUUCUCUUCAUUUCGGUCCCCUUAGGCCUAGCAAUUGCUGUUGGAGUUUCGGUUUUCAAGAUUCUCCUCCAUGUUACCCGGCCAAAUACAAUGGUUUUGGGAAACAUUCCCGGAACUCAGAUAUAUCAAAACAUUGGUAGAUACAGAGAAGCUUUAAGAGUUCCCUCCUUUCUCAUUGUCGCGGUUGAGUCCCCUUUCUUCUUUGCAAAUUCCACAUACCUCCAAGAAAGAAUACUAAGAUGGGUUCGCGAGGAAGAAGAGCGCAUAGAAUCGAACAAAGAAAGUACGAUGAAAUGCAUCAUUUUGGAUAUGACUGCUGUUACAGCAAUCGACACGAGUGGCAUUGACACCAUAUGUGAACUUAGAAAGAUGUUGGAGAAAAGAUCACUCCAGUUUGUGUUGGCAAAUCCUGUUGGCAAUGUGAUGGAAAAGCUGCAUCAGUCGAACGCCUUGGAGUCAUUCGGGUUGAAUGGACUAUAUUUGUCAGUUGGUGAAGCUGUGGCUGACAUAUCAUCACCAUGGAAGGCUGAGCCAUGAAAUCUCAAAGUGGUUCAAAGAUGGAAUCAGCACUUUCAUUCAUUUGUAGUCUAGGCUCGAGUUAGUUCCAACGAGAGGAUUUUCGGCCUUUUUUUUGCUUUUCUUGUUUGAGAGAAGUUUUUAAGUACAAGAAGAUUACUUACUACUAUUAAUUUCCAAUUCAUUUUGGGAAUCACACAGUGCUAGGCUCUUCUAAGAAGAGGUUUUGAAACCAAGUUUACCCGAUAAUGACAUAAGCCUUGGAGUUGUUUACUUCA